Molecule: messenger RNA, 7534 nt
Organism: Rhopalosiphum padi (bird cherry-oat aphid)
Lineage: Eukaryota; Metazoa; Arthropoda; Insecta; Hemiptera; Aphididae
Product: histone-lysine N-methyltransferase NSD3-like
Exons: 29
Coding region: 577-7212 (2211 amino acids)
Biological process (GO): regulation of DNA-templated transcription
Cellular component (GO): chromatin; nucleus
Molecular function (GO): protein binding; histone H3K36 methyltransferase activity
Source: RefSeq, a predicted model, not a curated record
UGGUCUCGACGUAACGGUCGGUCCUGUCCUCCUGUAGGUUAUCGGUUUCAUUUUAGCAAACAAUUAUAAUUUACUACUAUAGUACUAUAGUGUAUUAAUUGUUAUUCGUUUCAUCUGCACGUUCAAUCUUCAAUGGCAGUAAUGCAGUAUCGUUGGGGUGGCGUACUGGUACGCGUUAACUGGUAACCACCUAUGUUACCGCUCGGCGCUCGCUUCAACUACCAUUUUAUCACUCGCACAUAUAUACAUAAUAUUAUAAUUAUUAAUUAAUAAUUAUUAUUUUAUUACUAUAAUACGAUAUACCUACAUGGGUAGUUAAAAAAUGAACAAUUUUUUUCGAUUUUAACAAGAUCCAAUACGAAAUGAUUGUUUAAAUAAAUGCCGCUCGACGAUUGCCUUUUUAGACUGAGAGAAAACCCGUUACUGCUGCUGCUGCUGGAGGAGCUGGGCUAGAAACUGCAGGGUCGAGCUAGUGUAUUCCGGUACUUAACCUGCGCACCAGCGUCUAGGAAUUGCCUGUCAUGUCUUAAUAGAUUUGUCAUCGCCAAGUCUCCGAGGUUAGAAUUUCGAAACACAAUGGCUGACAAUACAGAUCCUGUUGAAGUUUUUUCAGAAACCAGCCAAAACCAUGUUAAUGAUAAUAGUCUUCAACCUAUGUUCGACGUCCUCUUAACUGAUGACAAUUCUUUGCUGCCUACAGAUACAUCUCAUUUAAAUAGCAACUCUUUGAGUAGUGACGAGGCUGUAAAUACGCCAUUAACAACUGAUAAAUCACAUUUAAAUAGCAACUCAUUAAGUAACGGUGAACCUGUGAAUAGCCUUCUACCGUCUGAUAUAUCACAUUUAAAUAGCAACUCAUUGAACAAUGAUGAUGCUGUGAAUACACCUCUGCUGUCUGAUAUAUCAGAUUUAAAAAGUAACUUAUUGGAUAGCCACUGUGCUUUAAAUAAAUCUCCGCCGACUGAUAUAUCUCAUUUAAAUGAUAACUCAUUAAGUAAUGACAAGGCUGUUAGUACAUUUCUGCCGAUCGAUAUAUCUAAUUUAAAAAGCAACUUAUUGGAUAGUCACGAGGCUGUAAAUAUAUCAGUGUCGACUGAUAUAUCUCAUUUAGAUAGCAACUCAUUAAGUAACGGCAAACCUGUGAAUACCCUUCUACCGCCUGAUAUAUCACAUUCAAAUAGCAACCCAUUGAACAAUGAUGAUGCUGUAAAUACACCUCUGCUGUCUGAUAUAUCAAAUUUAAAAAGCAACUUAUUGGAUAGUCACGAGGCUGUAAAUACAUCAGUGUCGACUGAUAUAUCUCAUUUAGAUAGCAACUCAUUAAGUAACGACGAACCUGUGAAUACCCUUCUACCGCCUGAUAUAUCACAUUCAAAUAGCAACCCAUUGAACAAUGAUGAUGCUGUAAAUACACCUCUGCUGUCUGAUAUAUCAAAUUUAAAAAGCAACUUAUUGGAUAGCCACAAGGCUGUAAAUAUAUCUGUGCCGACUGAUAUAUCUCAUUUAGAUAGCAACUCUUUAAGUAACGGUGAACCUGUGAAUAGCCUUCUACCGCCUGAUAUAUCACAUUCAAAUAGCAACCCAUUGAACAAUGAUGAUGCUGUAAAUACACCUCUGCUGUCUGAUAUAUCAAAUUUAAAAAGCAACUUAUUGGAUAGCCACGAGGCUGUAAAUAUAUCUGUGCCGACUGAUAUAUCUCAUUUAGAUAGCAACUCUUUAAGUAACGGUGAACCUGUGAAUAGCCUUCUACCGCCUGAUAUAUCACAUUCAAAUAGCAACCCAUUGAACAAUGAUGAUGCUGUAAAUACACCUCUGCUGUCUGAUAUAUCAAAUUUAAAAAGCAACUUAUUGGAUAGCCACGAGGCUGUAAAUAUAUCUGUGCCGACUGAUAUAUCUCAUUUAGAUAGCAACUCUUUAAGUAACGGCGAACCUGUGAAUACCCUUCUACCGCCUGAUAUAUCACAUUCAAAUAGCAACCCAUUGAACAAUGAUGAUGCUGUAAAUACACCUCUGCUGUCUGAUAUAUCUCAUUUAAAUAACAACUCUAACAAUGACGAGACUGUGAAUAUACCUCUGCCAACUGAUAUAUCUCAUUUAAAUAACAACUCUAACAAUGAUGAGACUGUGAAUAUACCUCUGCCAACUGAUAUAUCUCAUUUAAAUGGCAAUUAUAAUAAUGACGAGACUGUGAAUACGCCUCUGCUAACCGAUAUAUCUCAUUUAAACAGCAGCGAUGAGACAGUCAAUACACUAAAUACUCCCUCUCUUCAAGAAUCACUUAACAAUACAGAAGUGGAUUUUUUAAUCAAAUCGUCUAGUUUUACUACUAAGCAGAUUGAAAAUUACAAUAUUGGUGAUAUUGUUUGGGCUAAAAUUGGGAAGUACCCAUAUUGGCCAAGCAUUGUCUGUAAUGACCCAACAUUGAAUAUUUAUUAUAAAGAAAAAAAGAGAUUCUUGUUACAUGUCCGCUUUUGUAAUGAUAAAGGUAGAAGAAGUUGGGCGACAACAAUUGAAAACUAUCAUGGAAAAUCGGCAUUACUUUCAAAGUAUCCUAAUUGUACAAUCUAUUUUAAGAAUAGUAGAAAACUUUUGGAUACAUGGAAUUUGGCAGUUGAAGAAGCUGAUAAUUUUAUGAAACUUGAUAGAGAAUUAAGAAUGAUAGAAUUUUUCAAAACAUUUUCUAAUUCAGAUUCUGUAACUCAAUCUGUUUCAAAUAAUUUAUCGGAAGGCACUGUUACUCCUUUAAAAGUACGUACUUAUUCAAGAAAAAGAUCUCGAACAGUUCCUGAACAAGAUAUUGAUUCCAAAAUAAUGAAGACUGAAAACAUAUCUAAGAAUUGUACAUCAUCAAAAUCAAUAGACAUUCCUUUAUUGUCAAGAUCAGAUGAUGGUGAUAGUACUGUUUCUGAUAUCUCAAUGAGUUAUGCUUUUAUGGACGAUUUAGGUUUAAAAGCAAAACAGGAAAUUGUAAAAAAAAGAAGAUCAACUAAAACAUACCCACCAAAAAAUUCAUUUGCCAAUAAAUAUGAUUUAACUUAUUCAAUAGCGAAUACUCAAGAAAAUAAUAGUGUGUCUGAUAAUCAGGAAAAAUACCCAGUUACAACCACAAAAACUUCUACUCGUACAGUACCUGAACAUAGAAAACUUGAAAUAAGCAUAUUAGAAGGAGAAUAUGAUCAAGAUAAUAUUAUUUUUCCAAGUUCUCGUCGUUCAAAAAAAAAUAUUACAAUUCAUAUGAAUUCAACCAAUUCUAAGAAAACAGUAAAAAGAAAAAAACUCAUUGGGAAAGAAAACUCUACUGGAAGAAAGUCGACUACAGUUAAACGUGAAAGUAGCCAAGAACCAGAUACAACAGAAAGUGAAGCUUCUUCAAAAAAUGAAACAUAUAGUUCAGUUUUCUUGACCUCUUCAAAAAACAAACAACUUUUUGCAAAAACCUGGAAAAGAGCAUGUGUAGUUUGUAAAAACAUCAAAAAUACAAUAAAAUGCAUGGGCCCAUGUCAAAGUUAUUUUCACAAAGAAUGUUUAGAUAAAAGUGAAGAAAGAUAUCAUCAGACAAAAAGUAUAGCAAUGUCUAAGAUUAAAAAACCGCCUGGUCGCCGUAAAAGAAAUUACUCAAAAAUUAUACAGAAAAAUGAAGAUUCUAUUUCUGAAAUUCCACAGCUUAUUAAUAACAUUAAAGAAGAAAACACUUCUAAGUUAUUUAAAGAAGAUGAUGAAAUCAAAUCGAAUGGCUUAUCUGAUACUCAAUGUUCAGGUUAUACCAAUGAAGAAACUAUAUCUCUUAACCAACUUGAAUCAGAUGAUCUAUUUAAAAAUGAUAACUGCAUGCUUACUGAGAACGAAAAUACUCAAAGUGAAUUAGAAAGUGUUAAUGAAGAUUCUAUUCAAGGAACAUCUGAAAAAAAAAAUGUUAAUACUUCAAUAGUACCAAUAAAUUGUGAUGAAAAAAUACCAUUAGACAAUUUAAAAUAUAUGUGCAGCUUAUGUAAAGUAGAUAAAACAAACUGUUUUAUAUGUGGCUUGGUUAUUGAUGAUUUGGGACAAAAGAUUGUUUGUAAAAUAUCUAGUUGUGGAAAAUAUUAUCAUGAAAAUUGUUUAAAUAAUUGGCCACAAUGUCAGUGGACUCAAGAGUCGCGGAAUAAUAUCCGAUGUGUAGUAUGUCCACAUCAUGUUUGUCACUUAUGCAUUUCGGAUAACCCUAAAAGUUCAUGUAAAACUCAUUUUCCCGCCGAAAAAAUAACUAGGUGUAUUAGAUGUCCUACAGCCUAUCACAGAAGUGAAUACUGUUUACCAGCUGGUUGUCAAGUCUUAACAUACAAUGAUAUCAUUUGUAGUCGACAUUUUGAACCUGUUAAAAUUCAAAACAAUCAUUAUAAUGCUACUUGGUGUUUUAUUUGUGCAUUAGGAGGUGGUUCAUUAGUUUGCUGUGAUUUGUGUCCAUCUUCAUUCCAUAUUGAUUGUUUAAAUCAAAACCCAUCUGAAUUUGAAGGAGGUUUUACUUGUGAAGAAUGUCAAACUGGACGAUAUCCUCUAUAUGGUGAAAUUGUUUGGGUUAAGAUAGGAAAUUAUAGGUGGUGGCCAGCUGAAAUUGUAUUUCCAAAUCAAGUUCCUGAUAUUGUAAAUUCAAUACCACAUUCUGUUGGACAAUUUGCUGUUCGAUUUUUUGGAACUUAUGAUUAUUAUUGGGUGAAUCGUGGACGAGUAUUUAAUUUUCAUGAAGGGGAUGAUGAGAAUAUUUUGACAAAAAGUAAAAUGAAGGUUAUAGAUCAAGUGUUUCAAGAUUCUAUUGUAGAAGCAGCUCAAGCACAUAAUGCUUAUAUUUUAGAAAAGGAAAAAAAUGAUGCUAUAGUAGCAAAAUCGUUUACAAAGCCUCCAAAAUUUACAAGAAUAAAAUUCAACAAACCUAUUGGCAACGUCAAAAAUAUGGAAUUUGAUAUUACCCCAAUGACUCCUUGUGAAUGUGAUCCAACAAAGCCAAACCCAUGUGGUCCUGGUUCUGAUUGUAUAAAUAGAAUGCUUAUGUUUGAAUGUGGACCAAAAGUAUGUCCUGCUGGAAAUAAAUGUAAUAACCAAAGAUUUGAAAAAACAUUGUACCCUGCUAUGGUACCGUUUUUAACAAAAGGUAGAGGUUGGGGUCUAAAAACAUUGGAAGAUAUAAAAGAAGGUUCAUUUGUGAUUGAAUAUGUCGGUGAUGUAAUUGACGAAGAAGAAUUUCAAAGAAGAUGUUUGGAAAUGCAUCAAAGGAAUGAACAAAAUUAUUAUUUUUUGACCAUAGAUAAUUCUAGAACAAUUGAUGCUGGUCCAAAAGGAAAUUUAUCAAGAUUUAUGAACCAUUCAUGUGAACCAAAUUGUGUGACACAAAAGUGGACAGUGAAUGGAGAUACUAGAAUUGGACUUUUUGCUCUACAUGACAUUCCUACUGGUACUGAGCUGGUUUUUGAUUACCGUUUACAGAGUUGCUCAGGAGUAGAGAAAAAACCUUGUCAAUGUGGAGCUGCAAGAUGUUCUAAAUUUAUUGGAGUCAAAGUGGAAGAAGAGAAAAAGAAAGUAAUUUCAAUUAAUGAUGUUGAUAAGUGUAAAGUUUCUUCAAAAAACAAACGAAAGCCGUUGAAACUUAAGGAUAAUGUUUCCGAUUCAGACAAGUCCAAAUUAAUUAACAAUGAUCAAAACAACUCUACAAUUGAAAAUGAGGUAGAAGCAUCUAACACUGAGAAAGUUGACCUUUCCAAAAAAUCCAAAUCAAAAAAAUCUAUUGGCAAGCCAUCAACUGUUUUAAAAAAAGAAAAUUCAGAAUCCUCAGAAACAUCUGUUGUUAUAAAAAAGAAAUGGAAAAAAUCAGCUAGGAACAGCACCAAUAUGACCAAAGAUAACAUUACAAUUGAUGAUUCUACAGAAUCCGAAGGAAAUGUUAAUUCAAAAAGAAAGUUAAGGAAUGGUUUGUCUACUCUUUCUUCGAGAAAACUAUUGAUAAAAGAUGAUCCGUCGGAUAACGACAAUUCUGUUGUAAUGAAGAAGAAACGACAACUCGACAGUAUUAAAAAAAAGAAUGUAAUCCAACCCGAUGUGUUACUUCUGCCAUCGCCUAUCGUAACCAAAUUAUCAUCUGCUACAACUUCAUGUACAUCUGAAGAAAAUGCCAUUGAUAUUAAAUUUGACAUAUCUACUAAAACUCAAGAAAAAUCUCGAAACAAUUUAACUAGACUAGCAAAAAGCAGACAUUUAUUUUUAUCCAAAAACGAUACGAGUAAGGAAACAAAAAAGCAGCCUGUUUUAUCCAGUAAAAAAAUCAACAAAGAAAAAAAGAAUUUAUCAAAGAUAACAAAAGUCAUAAAAAACAGUAAAAAAAAUUUGUCAGGGAAAACUGUUGUAAUGAAGAAAACUAAAAUAAACAAAGACUUCUUACAGUCUAAAGCAUAUUUCAAAAACAAUUCUUGUUUGAUUUGUGGGAAAGGCCAUACAGAAUUAGCAUGCAAAAACAAAAAAUGCCCCAGAGUCUUUCAUCUCAGUUGUAUUAACAAAACUAGAAUUGUAAAAUCCGGAUUCAUUUGCCCUUCUCAUUUUUGUUCUUUGUGCAACAAACGUAAGGUAGUAGCCAAAUGUAAAUUUUGUGUGGAAUCGUUUUGCACUAUGCACGUCAAAGGAAACAUAUUCAAAGAUCCGCUGGGCAAUGGUAUGUUAUGUACUACUCAUCAUCCUAACAAAACAUUUAUGCCAAACGUAAGUAAUCCAGUGACUCUUGACCCAAAUGCUAGUAGCAAAGUAAAUAUUAUGAAUAACAAUGAGGAACCCAUUGGUUUUUUGGAACAUGGUUAUAAUAUUGCGAUAUCAGAAGACUCUGAAGAUUCAUUGAAUAUUAAUAUAGAUAAAAUGAACAAAGAAGAAUAUACGCAGGCACAGGUUGUCAAAGAUGAGUGCGAUCGUGAAUAUAUACACAUUGGUGGGUUCAAUGUAUGUAAUAUGUCUGAUUUGGUCUCAGAUCAAGGAGAAAGCUAUAUAGCACCACCUGAUACAGAUGGUAAUCUAUUCAAGCCAUCGUUGGCCAAUGUUGUUAUUGAUAUAGAGUCUGCAUCUGCUUUUUACCAGCCCAUGGACAACUUACAACUAGUCUCUAUUGCCACUGACAAUAAAGAUAGCCAUGACUAUGCCAACGUAAAUUUCAUAACUGAAGCUAAUCAAACCAAAAACAAAUGGCUAGCAGCUGAACCUUAAAGUAAUAUAGUCAAGUGUCAAGCAUUAUUUUGUUAAUUUUUUGACAAGAAAUAUCAAUUUAAUUCUCCUUUUUCAAGAAAGUUAGUUACCUAAAUAGGAAUUUAAUUUGUUUUGUUAUUAUUUUUAUUUUCUUUUAUGGCAAUUAAAUAGUUGUUCAUAUAUUUUUUUAAUAAUCUAAUCAAACAUUUACCAUUUGAUAUGGUAUAUUAGGUAUUAUGUAUGUUGUUAAAAGUUUGAGUCAUUUAAAUAUUUUUAAUAUAGAACAUUUAUGUUAAAAAUAUAUAUAUAUAUUUAUUAUUUGAUUGGGUAUUUUACUAAAUGA